AUGAACUGCUCUGGGCCCAUCAUCCGUCUGAGAUGGUCACAGAAGCACCAAGCACGUCCCGAUAACAGAAUCCAAAAGCGAACAACACAUACGAAGCACUCCUCGGCGACUAGUCACUCUGCUAUUCCAGAUCAGCCGGAAGCCACUCUCUCGGGUUCAGGCUUCUCUUCAUUGCCAUCAAUAUUUGGCUCUCCUGCCAUCGAGGGAAGUUAUGCCAGCCACGGUGGUGAUGACUGGAUCGACGAAGCGUUUGGAGGCAUGCUGCCCGAGCUCAUGUCAUUUGGCCUCAUACCGAACGCUAGCACGACAACAAUCCAGACGCCAGAACUUCUACAAAUGGCAGACGAUUUCGGCGCAACAGCCGAGUCGGCAGGAUUGAGCCCAAAAGAAGCAUUACACCAAGAGUGUGAUAUCCCAACAUCACCCAUAGCAUCUCUACCAAUUGAUACGAACCGACCGCAAACCGUUUCAUCUCAACCAGCUCAGGUUGUAGAGACGCCUCAACCUUACACUUCAACAGUUGUCGAUCGACCCUUCAACGAUUACAGUACCAUUCUUGUCGAGUACUACUUCAAAGACACUGCGGCUAUUCUCGCCUUGUACGACAGUGAGAUGAACCCAUUCCGAUCAACGGUCUCUCGCGCAUGGGCAUCCUCUGAGCUCAUAUACUGUACACUGCAGAGCAUGGCUGCGUCCUUCCUCUCCAACGUCUAUCCUCAGUUGCUACGUACCGGACUAUAUUUCCGACAAAAGGCUAUCCAUCUUCUGAACGACCUCGACGACUCUGAAAUUCAUGAGCAGGCGCUCAUUGCUUUAUUCAUGAUCGGCGGAACAGCUAGUUGGUUCAAUGUCAACGAUACUGGUUCAGAGUAUUUCCCCCGCCUCAAGAAACAUGUACAGAGUCUCAAGACUUCGGGUCGCAUGUCGCCAACGGGUCAUAGCCAAGCAUUUUUUGAGAACACUUUGGCGUGUUGGGAAAUGUUUCUAGCCUUUGUGGUCGAUGGCGAUGAGGAUGAGGUUUUCGACUCGCCGCAUUUACCACUAUUACCGGCAGACAAAGACCCAGAACCUGGAUCGAUAUUCCCUGUGGUCCAGAUACCUCAUCCUGUAACCGGAGUCGCGCACGAGAUCCACACAACUCUGGCAAGGGUUGGUCGUUUGGUCCGAAGAAAUCGUCGUCGCGCCAUGUCCAAGCAAUUCCUCACACGGGAGAGCAUUCUAGAGGCCAAUCGCGAAGUUGACGAAGCAGCGGAAUUGGAAGUAUUUCUCACCAACCUGCAAGUUCCGUUAGAGUCGGCGAUAGUGCAAACGGGCGACUCACAGACACCGACUUGGCAUCUCACGGCACUUGCAGAAGUAUAUCGCUUUGUUGGCCUUAUUCAGCUAUAUCACGUCUUUCCCGACACCCUAGUAUCGAGGAUGAACCUCCAGAACUCACAUGCUGGGGGGGAAGUCACCGAAAUAUCCGCGCAUGAAGCGGAGGAGAGACUGAGACAGUUCACGCUCAAGGCCGUCGAGAUCCUCCGCUCAAUACCGGCUGAGUCUGGGACCAAGGACUUUCAUCCAUUUUUGAUCGUUGCUGUCUGCAGUGCGCUUACAAUUCCGGUUGUUGAAGUGUCAGCUUCUCCGCAGAGCAUGGCGGGUUUGGGAAACUCGUUGGCUCUAGUGGCGGCUGAAGUUCACCGGGCGCGGGGUUUUCUGAGGGGUCGACUACAGCUUCUGUUGCAUUCUCUACCAAAAAACCCAAUCCAGCGGUGUAUUGACAUUGUUGAAGCUACUUGGGCAGAGACAGAUAAUCGGCAUGGGAGUUCGGGACGACCUGCGUACUGGAUGGAUGUGAUGAUGCAGAACAAUUGGGAGACUUUUAUGGCAUGA
This is a messenger RNA of Fusarium musae, 1875 nucleotides long. RefSeq lists its product as uncharacterized. Gene Ontology annotation, biological process: positive regulation of transcription by RNA polymerase II. Gene Ontology annotation, cellular component: nucleus. NCBI's taxonomy places the organism in Eukaryota, Fungi, Ascomycota, Sordariomycetes, Hypocreales, Nectriaceae. The transcript is spliced from 2 exons. The coding region runs from base 1 to 1875 and encodes 624 amino acids. The record is from RefSeq and is a predicted model, not a curated record. Gene Ontology annotation, molecular function: DNA-binding transcription factor activity; transcription cis-regulatory region binding.